Messenger RNA from Arachis ipaensis, 1758 nucleotides. The record is from RefSeq and is a predicted model, not a curated record. NCBI's taxonomy places the organism in Eukaryota, Viridiplantae, Streptophyta, Magnoliopsida, Fabales, Fabaceae.
GGUUAAAUUUUAUUAACACAGACCCCUCACGCUCACCCACACACAACACAGCGCAUGACAAGAGAAAAGAAAAGAAAAGAAAAGAAAGGGAGAGGACAGAGGAGAUAACGCUGGCCAAGAGAGGGAAGAGAAACAGAGAGACGAAGGGAAGGAGAGAGAAACAGAACGAGGCAGAGAGGACUGUGAGGGAAGAAGGAGAAGAGGGAGGUGACGACGGCGGCGGUGAGAGAGGCCGUCGCCGCCGCUGAAUCGAGAGAGGCAGAGAGAGACAUAACGAACCUCAAUGGUGGAGAGAGAGAGACGUUGACUACUGGAAGAAACUGCCAUCGCCGUUGAGCCCGAAGGAGGACGCCGCUAAAGAAGAAGGAAAGAGGAAGAGGAAGAAGCGACGGCGCCCGCGCCAGGACAUGCCUCAAGUGACUGCCACCGCUUCACAAAGAUCCAUCUAUGAAAUCAAUUGGUGGAUUCUGUGUAUAUGUAGGAAGAAAUCUGGUCUCCUGGCACUCAGAAACAAGGAGUAGUUGCUAGAUUGAUUAGAGAAGCAGAAUAUAGAGCGUUGGCAGACCUAGUAGCAGAUCUGAUCUGGAUCAAAGGCUUAAUAGGAGAAUUGAAGUGGCCUGUUCAGGAAGCUCCCAUGGCAUAUUGCGAUAAUUUCUUAGCAGCAAAUCUUAUCCUGCAUUCAAAGACAAAACUCUUUGAAAUUGACUUGCAUUUCGUCAGGGAUUAUGUCACAAACAGAGCCAUUCAAGGGAGUCAUGUUCCCACCUCAAUUCAGAUGGCAGAUAGAGGAAACAAUGAAGCAGAAAAGCUAAGAGCUCAGAAUUCGCUUAUGAUCGAAGAAAUUUGCCGUGAUCUCUACCAAUCAGAUCAUGGAUGGAAAAUAAUAUUGUUGAGAUACUUCAACCCAGUUGGUGCACAUCCUAGUGGAAAUAUUGGUGAGGAUCCUCGUGGAAUUCCAAACAAUCUCAUGCCAUUUGUUCAGCUAGUAGCUGUCGGCAGACGCCCUGCACUGACAAUUUUUGGAACUGACUAUAAAACAAGCGAUGGCACUGGAGUUCGCGAUUACAUUCAUGUUGUUGAUUUAGCAGAUGGCCACAUAGCCGCAUUGAAUAAACUAGAGGAUCCUAAAAUAGGUUGUGAAGUUUAUAACUUGGGAACUGGAAAGGGGACAUCGGUUUUGGAGAUGGUCAAAGCUUUUGAAAAUGCCUCUGGAAAGAAUGCGAGUUUUGAGUUUGAUCACCUUGUCAAGGCUAAUAGCCAAGCUGUUGCUGGCCUUAUUACAUUACUUUUAUGGCACGCUCGGGAGAUAAUGCGUCUCAAACCUUUUAUGCCAGAGUGUGGAAAAAAAUAUGUAAUCAGGGAACAGAAGUCUGGUGUUGUGUGAUGGCAACUGAGCAGGAAGCUGGUACAUCUCGGGUGUAAGUUGCAGAGACAAGUCUAAGAAGUGAAAUUAGAAGUUAGUGAGAUAUUGUUUUUAGCUCAAUUAGAAAGUGCAAUCUGAGCUGAGCUCAUCUACAAGCUGAGGUUCACCACCCUUAGCUUCUUUUAGCCAUUUCCUCUCUUCUCUGUUGACUCACACUACCUCAUUCUUCCUGUAAUCUCGUUCAAUCUUCAGUCCUCUUCUGCUAUCUUUUCUCUUUUCCUCAACUGUUCUUGUUCUUGAUAGGGGUGAGUACGGGUCGGUUUGGUUCGGGUUUAAGGGGAAAUUAGAACCAAACCGAUCAAAAUGUAAUUAGUUCGGUUUGGUUUGGAUUUGUA